Sphaeroforma arctica JP610 is the source of this 463-nucleotide messenger RNA. RefSeq lists its product as hypothetical. Lineage: Eukaryota; Ichthyosporea; Ichthyophonida. The transcript has 2 exons. The record is from RefSeq and is a predicted model, not a curated record. The annotation marks the transcript as partial.
AUGCUUGCCAACCACCCCGAGCUUAAGAAGCAACAGUCUCAGUUAACCAAAAGACCCGUGUCCACUCAUACUAUUAAAAACAUGCCACAAACUCAAUUACAUACGCAGAUGCUUGCUAGGUAUCUCAAGCGUAAGAAGCAAUCGUCCAAGUUCAGCGAAGGCCCGGCCGUGUCUUUUGCACCUGGUACUGUGAGUCCCCGCAAUCGCGGUCGACAGCGAAAACUCAUCAAAGCACUGAACCAGCGGGACGGUGUGGGAUCGUUGGAUAGUGUGGGCGACAGUCACUUGAAAGUGGGGGGCCCUUGCAUGAGUUUAUUCAAGCCGAACAAGCUGUGGUAUCCAGGGAAGGUGGUGAGCAUGCGUGUGGUUGAUAUACUCAAUAUAGUCAUCUACGACGACGAUGACACCGCCUUGCACCGUGAUGUUCCAAUUCAGAAGCACAUGUGCCGGCCGCUGAAGCCUG